Messenger RNA from Wasmannia auropunctata (little fire ant), 444 nucleotides. RefSeq names its product lachesin-like. Gene Ontology annotation, cellular component: neuron projection. The coding region runs from base 1 to 444 and encodes 147 amino acids. Lineage: Eukaryota; Metazoa; Arthropoda; Insecta; Hymenoptera; Formicidae. The record is from RefSeq and is a predicted model, not a curated record. The transcript is spliced from 4 exons.
AUGGUUGUGAGGGAGGGCAGCAAUGUUACGCUGCGUUGCGAAGCAAUAGGGAUGCCCACACCGAACAUCACCUGGAGGAGGGAAGACAGCGAGUUGAUUAUUCUCGAAAACAGCCAGAAAGUGGCCAGCAUUGAUGGACCGGUCUUCAAUAUCACGAAAGUGAACAGGUUGCAGAUGGGAGCGUAUCUUUGCAUCGCGUCCAACGGCGUAAUGCCAACAGUCGGCAAGAGAAUUAUGUUCGAUGUACUUUUUACUCCAGUGAUUUGGAUCCAGAACGAAUUAGUGGCCGUACAAGAAGGCCACCAAAUAACGUUAGAGUGCCAUUUCGAGGUGUUUCCCAAGUGCAUCAAUUCUUGGAUGCAAGAGAACGUCACUAUAGUGAACGGAUUGCGAUAUUUGCGGCGGCCGCAAAUACGCAAAUCACUUAUAGGCGAGAUGUGGUAA